Messenger RNA from Mesitornis unicolor (brown roatelo), 399 nucleotides. Its product is annotated as protocadherin beta-13-like. Gene Ontology annotation, cellular component: plasma membrane. Gene Ontology annotation, biological process: homophilic cell-cell adhesion. NCBI's taxonomy places the organism in Eukaryota, Metazoa, Chordata, Aves, Mesitornithiformes, Mesitornithidae. The annotation marks the transcript as partial. Gene Ontology annotation, molecular function: calcium ion binding. The record is from RefSeq and is a predicted model, not a curated record. The transcript has a single exon.
ACUAACGACGACAAAUAUGUGGAACUUGUAUUGGAAAAGCCGCUAGAUCGAGAGGAGCAAGCAGAGCUGGAUUUUAGUGUCACAGCUGUGGACGGGGGCUCUCCACCCAGGAGCGGGACAACACAAAUCCACAUUGUGGUUCUGGAUGUAAAUGACAAUGCUCCUGUCUUCACACAGAAAUUGUACAUUGGGCAGGUUUUGGAAAAUGCACCAGAGGGCUCUGUGGUUCUCCGUGUGGCGGCAACGGAUCAAGAUGCUGGACUGAAUGGAGAAAUCUCCUAUCAGUUCAGCCAAAAGGUGGGGCAGAGCCACUCAGCAUUUGCGAUUGACCGCGUGACUGGUGAAAUUAAACUCAAAACACCUCUGGACUUUGAGGCAGCAGAUAAAUAUGAGCUUAAU